AUGACCACCCAGGCCUUGCAACCGUUGGACAGGGAUGAUUCCUCUACGGAGUCGGCUGGAAUGAUCGAGGUGCUCGCAAGGCAUUUCUUCGGUCUUGAGACCGACGACAGCGUGGGAGUGGAUGCAGCACAGGAGGUGGAGAUGAGCAAGCUCAUCCAAUGGGCUGGCCAGGUUCUUGGCACGAGCCUGGAGCAUGGUGUGGUGCACCUGACAGGUGCCGUUGCUGCUGCAGUAGCAGCAGGUGUGCCUGGGAAUCCUUACGAGUGUGAGGCUGUGCUUCGCGAUGUGGUUCCGGCCGUCAAUGAGGCGAUGGCCCAGCUUCGAGAGUUCAAGGUAGCACAGGCCAAGACACAAGAAGUGCGCAACUCUGUGUGCAAGCAGGGGGAAACGAUGAUCCUCAAGCUCAAGCAGAAGCUGGAGGAAGGUGAGAUUUCGGAGGAUGACCUGCACCAACGGUGCAAGUCUGUGACUGUGUGGCAGUCAAAGAAAGACUCCGACCUGGAUGUGAGCAUGGGAGACCUGGAGGCAAAGGUCUGUGAAUGUGUGGAAGCCACAUCGACCUUGAUUCUGGAUGCUUGGCACAAACUUGCAAGACCUGGGCUGCAGCCCAUUCCGGAGCAGCAGGACCAGGAGGAACAGGACGAGGUCAUGAUGGAUGUGGAUGACGAUGAGGCUUGCAUGCUGAGAGAGAUGGAGGAGGCCCUUGAAGCUGAUUGCCAGAGCAAGGACAGCAGCAGCGGCUUGCCAGCUGCCCCAGCUGAGCAGGCCCGCCGCGAUGAGUCGGAGUCAGCUGCCUUGGCCCAGGCUCGUGACUCCACCCAGACGACAAAGACCGAUGGCUCCAUGCUUGCUGCCUCCAACCAGACGACGCAGACCCAUGGCUCCAUGCUUGCUGGCUCCAACCAGACGACGCAGACCCAUGACUCCAUGCAGCUUGAGAUGCAUGCAGCGGCAGUGGCCGAGGCAGAGUCCUUGCAAGGGGGUGCCCAGACGGCUGAGGCGGCUGAGGCCCCGAAGAGACAGGGUGCAAUCUACAGGGCCAUCGAGGAGGGUCUGAUCGAUGAAAUCCUACGGCGCCCAGAGAGCUUUCAGAUCCAGGAGGCGACCUUGAAGCGCAAGGAGAACGAGACUUAUGAGGAGCACAUUUUGCGUAUUGCGCACAAUGUGUACAUGAAGUUCAACCGCAAGGCCUGCCCUCCCGAAGUGAUCGAUGCUGCGAAGAAGGCCAGGAGCGCUGGUGGGAAGAUCGAGAAUUUGUUCCUCGAUUACCUGAGAUGCAGCGGCAACUGGCUCAGCAGUACACUCGUUAUGCAGACCAAGCGGGUGAAGGACAAGGAGUUGAAGAUGGAAGAAGCCUAUAUCAUGUUUAAAGACCUCAAGCAGAAGCACGGGUCAUUGAUGGCCAAAUCGAUCAGAGAUGAAAAGCGGGCGAUGCAAGAGGCUCUCGACAAAGAUCCCAAAGCUGACCCGGACACUUUGCCCUGGGUCCUUGCUCAUCCGGAUCUUCCGGGUUCCGAAGCAGCUGGACUGAAUAUUAUGGCAUGGGAGGCUGAGGAGUACAAGAAGCUGCGCAAAGCAGGCAAGGGUGGCUUCGCGAACCAGGUCAAAAAUAAGACGAAGCUUGUGAACGACAAGAUCGAGGACUUGGAUGCCGUGCAAGAUGUGCUUCAGGCCAAGCCGCCACACAUGUCGGAGCCUUUGCGCAAGGGCUACAUGGAGGAGCUCCAGCUGCAUCGCGAGGCAAUGCUGACGUCCUUGCAGAAUCUGAAGGCUGAUGAGCUAGAGGACAGCCCGGAGAAGCAGCAAGCAUGCUUGGAGGCCCUGGCUGAAGUGCUGAAGGCAUACCAGGACGCUGCAUCCAUGAUCAAGAAGAAGGCAGACCUCAGCUUUUGUGGAGCUGCAGCGAUGCUGCGGAAUGGACACAAGGAGUUGGAGGCUGCUGGGGCAAAUUUGGGCCUCCUGGGAGACAAACUUCGUCGUGCCGGCUGUGGGGGCAAAUACCCUUCCAACAUGGAACGUGAUAUGUUACGGGCAGCAACGAGGUGUAUGGGCUCCGACACGUGGCUUUCAAGUUUUCGGUUUAUCGCUUUCAUCCGGUUCAC
Symbiodinium necroappetens is the source of this 2102-nucleotide messenger RNA. The record is from the annotation of a GenBank genome assembly. NCBI's taxonomy places the organism in Eukaryota, Dinophyceae, Suessiales, Symbiodiniaceae.